Diachasma alloeum is the source of this 2095-nucleotide messenger RNA. It is a transcript of the gene Dbp80, whose product is annotated as DEAD-box helicase Dbp80. Lineage: Eukaryota; Metazoa; Arthropoda; Insecta; Hymenoptera; Braconidae. The record is from RefSeq and is a predicted model, not a curated record. Gene Ontology annotation, cellular component: cytoplasmic stress granule; nucleus. The transcript has 5 exons. Bases 118 to 1521 code for a protein of 467 amino acids. Gene Ontology annotation, biological process: poly(A)+ mRNA export from nucleus. Gene Ontology annotation, molecular function: RNA binding; RNA helicase activity; ATP binding.
GUAUUUGGUAACCCUGCGCGGAUAAUCGCUCUCCUGCUGGAUGCUGCAUGUCUUUAUUUACACAGGAUAUUAGGAUUAAUAAUUGAACCUUCAAUAAUCGACUCGCAGAUCAUCAAAAUGGAAAAAGGAGGCGUAGAAUACUGGGGUAGAGACGAUGAGGAGGAGCUAUUGGCAUCGUGCGUAAACGUCUUAUCAAUUAAGAGCUGCAAACCUGGAGUUGCUGCUGAUGAGAUUGACAAGGUCCCGACAGCAGCAGAAGAGCCCCUCCUCAAGAAACUCCUCCACAAAACUCUCGUUGAGUCUAAACAAGAGGUGGAAAUUCAACGGAGGAACCCAAACUCACCCCUGUACAGUGUGAAGUCGUUCGAGGAGCUGAAACUCCAGCCGAAGCUUCUGAUGGGGAUCUACGACAUGGGAUUCAUGAAGCCCUCGAAGAUCCAGGAAACGGCCCUACCAACUUUGCUAGCUGAUCCACCAGGGAAUAUGAUCGCCCAGUCCCAGUCAGGCACUGGGAAAACAGCUGCCUUCACGCUGGCCAUGCUGAGCAGGGUCGACACGACGAAACCUUAUCCCCAGGUGCUCUGUUUGUCACCUACUUAUGAGUUGGCUAUACAGAUUGGGGAGGUAGCCGCCAAGAUGUCGAAGCAUUGUCCUGAGAUCAAGAUCAAGUAUGCUGUGAGGGGAGAACAGAUGGCAAGAGGUGAGAAGAUAACCGACCACAUAAUCAUCGGCACCCCUGGCAAAGCCCUGGACUGGUCCCUCAAAUUUCGAUUCUUCAAUCUCGACAAAAUCAAUGUUUUUGUACUCGACGAGGCAGACGUGAUGAUUGCCACACAGGGUCAUCAGGACCAGUGCAUCAGGAUGCACAAGAUGUUGCCCAAGACCUGUCAGGUGAUGUUCUUCUCGGCGACCUACGAAAAAGAAGUGAUGGACUUUGCUGAGAUCAUUGUCGAUGAUCCCAUGAUCAUCAGACUCAAGAGGGAGGAACAAUGUUUGGACAACAUCAAGCAGUUGUACGUCAACUGCCAGGACAUGGAGGCCAAGUACGACGCCAUAACCACUAUUUAUACGAAUCUCACAGGCCAGGCCAUCAUUUUCUGUCACACGAGGAGAACUGCCACGUGGCUGGCUGAGAAAAUGAUCGAUGAGGGAUUCACCGUGGGUUUAUUAUCUGGGGAGAUGACUGUGGAGGAGCGAAUCGGAGUUCUUGAUCUCUUCAGGGAGGGCUGCGUCACAGUUCUGGUGACAACUAAUGUGUUAGCUCGAGGCAUUGACGUGGAUCAGGUAUCUCUGGUGGUUAAUUACGAUCUCCCAGUUGAUCAGCAGUCCAAUGCAGACCACGAGACGUACCUCCACAGGAUCGGUAGAACAGGCAGAUUUGGAAAGAAAGGAGUCGCCGUAAACCUCAUCGACUCCCCCCUGGCAAUGGCUAUCUGCAACGAAAUGGAACGACACUUUGGGAAGAAAAUAGAACUUCUCGACAUUAAAUGUCGAGACCUCAAGGCUAGAAUUCGCGAGUAAACCUUCUACAAUACUUCCUCUCAUGUACAUAAGCGUUACAUCCACACGAAAAACGCGUUAUUCUGAAUUCAAAAUUCAGAAAGAUGUUACAUCAUCAUAUAAUUCUUCGAUCAUGAACGCCAGCUGUAUUCAAACUCCGUUGAAGCCAAAGUAUUUAUUCUUGUAUCGAAUACCCAUUUGUUAUAGAGAAAUCACUAAAUAAUUAAUAGUAGGAUUAGUGAAAAAAUGAUACGAAUGAAACUUUCGGAAUCAUAAGAAGAGGUUAAUGAAGUUGUCAUUUUGGGCUUUAAAUGUGGAUAAAAUGGCUUCUCGUCAAGUGGACAUUCACAAGUGAUGAUUAUUCAUUAAGUUUCAUAAUUAAUUAAGCUUAUGUACAUAACUCAUGCAUUUUGUACUCAUACCUCAGACUCCGUUGAACUCAAAGUAUUUGUUAUUCUUGUAUCCAAUACUCAUUCGUUAUAAACGAAUUAAUUCCAUGGUUUGGAUUUAAUGAUUAUCAAGAUUAACAAAAAAUGAUGUCAUAGCUUUAAGAGAAAUUUCCAGAUAAAGAGGAAAGGAAGACAAUAAAGUUUUU